AUGCAGACAAAGAGCCCGUUGAGGGUGAGUGUGUUUGUGUACCCUCUCGGCGAAACGGAGGUUGUGGUUGGCUUUGAGGCGGCCAUUGCGGGGCGUCUGAUGGGAGUCCAGAUCCAGAAUCGAGGCAAGCUGAAGGACUGCUGCCUGGACUGCUGCCCAGGUACUGCUGAAGGCCGGGAAUGGAACUGCUGCGGGAGCUCCAGCUUGGACAUGCAAUGCACCAACGCCGGCUCUGCCAAUUGGAUCUCAAAUCGUGCAAUCUCCCUCUGCAGAGCAACCAGCUGCUUUAGUGCCACCUCAGGAAAACAGGAGCGCGUUCUUGACUCGGAGCAGCAGUACUGUGCACAUGCCUUCUUCAACAGUCCAGCUGCCAGUUUGGCUCCUUAUGAACUCAACUUCCAACUGCUUGUUCGAGGGGCUUGUCUGCUGGCCGGACUGGAGAGCCCCACCCAUGCCCUGAGAGCGGAUGCCGACCCCAGCGCCCAAAGUGCCUCCGCCACCUACAUCACCUUAGCCCAGGAACAUCCUUAUGACAGACACAUAGAAAUCAUCCUGCACCUCAGCGAACCGCACAGCCCACUGGUCAUAAUAGAGAACGGAAGGCUCUCCUUCAGCCAGUAUGAACAGCACAUCCUUUCUCGACGUGACUUCAUUCGCUGCACCCGCAAAGAUCCUGAACCUGAGAGGAAGGUGGAGUUUAUGCGGAAGCGCUACCACAAGGACAUCCUGAACAACCCGGUGUUGAUGCUCAAUUUUUGUCCUGAUUUCUUGGCUGAACCUCUGGAGCUGAACAAAGCCACCAGAGAAAUAUUGUUCCUUGUUGACUGGAAUGGCGGCAUAAGUGGCACCAACAUCCGUCGUGUCAAAGAAGCCCUGGUGGUCGCAUUGAAGAGUCUCCCUUCGGGCACCCUGCUCAACAUUGUUGGCUUCAGCACCCCCAUGAAACCUCUGUUCUCAGCCAGCAAACUCUGCACGGAUGUUACCCUGAUGCAGGCCUCUGAGUACGUCCAGAGGAUGAGAGCGAACAUGCGAGGCAUCAACCUACUGGGGGCACUGUCUUGGGUGUACCAGCAACCGAUGCAGCGCACGUACCCUCGCCAGAUCUUCAUCAUCACUGACGGCUCCAAAAAUAAUGCGGCCAAAGUUUUGGAGCUGGUCCGCAGGAACACAUGCGCUGGCAGGUAUUGCUUACGAUCCGUAGUCAGAGAAAAUCUACUAUAACAUGUUGGAAUUGUGUUUUUCUCAAGAGUAUUUCCAU
This is a messenger RNA of Hippocampus comes (tiger tail seahorse), 1258 nucleotides long. RefSeq names its product von Willebrand factor A domain-containing protein 5B1-like. Lineage: Eukaryota; Metazoa; Chordata; Actinopteri; Syngnathiformes; Syngnathidae. The record is from RefSeq and is a predicted model, not a curated record. The transcript is spliced from 8 exons. Bases 1 to 1221 code for a protein of 406 amino acids.